Molecule: messenger RNA, 4231 nt
Organism: Helianthus annuus (common sunflower)
Lineage: Eukaryota; Viridiplantae; Streptophyta; Magnoliopsida; Asterales; Asteraceae
Product: nuclear pore complex protein NUP133
Exons: 8
Coding region: 129-3959 (1276 amino acids)
Biological process (GO): transcription-dependent tethering of RNA polymerase II gene DNA at nuclear periphery; protein import into nucleus; poly(A)+ mRNA export from nucleus
Cellular component (GO): nuclear pore outer ring
Molecular function (GO): protein binding; structural constituent of nuclear pore
Source: RefSeq, a predicted model, not a curated record
ACAAAACCUUCGAAAACCAAAUUUUUCAAAUCAAAAUCAACAUUUCCACACACACUCUAAAGCCCUAAACCUCUUCAUUCAAACCCUGCAACUCAAUCGCUCAACUUCAUUUUCACCAUUGUUACACAAUGUUCUCUCCAGGCACCAAGAAAUCCGUCGCUAGAAGGACAGCUCCUACACAUCCGCCUCCCGCCGACGGUUCUCCGGCGACUCCUCUCACCGGAAACCGUAAGCCGGUGACGGAUAAUAAUAUUAUUCCGGAACGUCCAGAUACCGGCACCCCUGCCCCCUGGGCACCUCGCUUGUCUGUUCGCGCUAGAAUCCCAACUGUGAAGAAAAGUGACAAAGCGGAUGACGUAGACCCCAUUCAACCUGUAUACGUUGGAGAAGUUCCACAAGUAGUUCGUGAUGAGCAAGCUAACAUGUUGCAGAAACAUCUUUCUGGUGAUACAAGCAUAUCCGGUGGAAUGGACAAAGGAACCUCACUAGCAUGGAUCAUAUGCGGAAGCAAACUUUUCGUCUGGAGCUACCUAUCACCAGCAGCUUCUAGAAAAUGUACGGUUCUUAAACUUCCGUCCAUCAUACUCGAAGAUGCAGAUAUUAACAAGACUUCGGGUAAUGCAUGGUUGCUUUGUGUUCUUGAUUGGGACCACAAUACGUUGGGUACAAACAAGAUUCUUCAACAAAGAACUUGUGUCGGUGUUCUCUUAUGCAAUAAGAAAACCCGAGCAUUUGUAUAUUGGCCCGAUAUAUAUUCUUCCUUACCUUCAUUCACUUACAUUGAUCAAUCAGAUUCUAUAACCACCACCUUAAACAAGCAGCAACGGGUAUCUUAUAGCUCGUUGAUUGCUUCCGCUAUUCCUGAUAAGAAGUAUUUCUGCAUUGCUCUUGCGUGUAGCUCUAACGGUCAACUUUGUAAAUACGUUUGCUCACCUACUGGCAUUCAGUGUCAAGAGACUGUAACUGUAUCCUCUCAAGGAAGUCAACUCUCUAGUCCUAAGGGGUACUUGCGGUCAAUGGUUUGGCAUGCACCGUAUAAUUCUGUGAAAGAGUCGAAAAGGAGGUUUCUGUUGUUGACUGAUCAUGAAAUACAGUGUUUCUCCGUCGAUCUUUCUACCGAUUCUAGCCUAUCGAAGAUUUGGUCGCAUGAAAUAGUCGGAAAUGACGGUGAUGUUGGUAUACAAAAAGGUCUAGCCGGACAAAAGAAAAUUUGGCCACUUGAUAUGCAAAUGGAUAGUAACCGGAAAGUAAUGACGGUUCUUGUUGCCACUUUUUGCAAGGAUCGGGCCACUAGUUCAAGCUACAUAGAAUACUCUCUUUUAACUAUGCAAUACAAAGCUGGGAUCGAUGUGUCAUCCGAAUCGAGUUUCCGUUCACACGAUAAAAUCUUGGAGAAAAGAUCUCCAAUUGAAGUAAUAAUUCCAAAAGCUAGAGUCGAAGAUGAAGACUUUUUGUUUUCAAUGAGGUUAAAAGUUGGUGGAAAACCUUCUGGAUCGUCAAUUGUACUGUCUGGUGAUGGAACUGCGACAGUUGUACGUUACUGGAGAAACACUAGUCGGCUUUAUAAGUUUGACUUACCAUAUGACGCUGGGAAAGUUCUAGAUGCUUCCGUUUUCCCUUCUGACGAUGGAGAAGACGGUGCUUGGGCUGUUCUCACUGAGAAAGCUGGAGUGUGGGCCAUCCCUGAGAAGGCGGUUUUGCUUGGCGGAGUUGAGCCGCCAGAAAGAAGUUUGUCACGUAAAGGAAGCUCUAAAGAAGAAUCGACAAACGUUUUGUUUGCAGGAAACAUCGCUCCAAGACGGGCUAGCUCAGAGGCAUGGGAUUCCGGAGAUCGACAACGUGCUGUUUUUACUGGAAUCGCACACAGGACCGCGCAAGAUGAAGAAUCUGAAGCUUUACUGACUCAGUUUUUUCAUGAGUUUCUUCAGUCUGGUGACGUUAAUGGUACACUGAAUAAACUUCAGAAUUCAGGGGCGUUUGAAAGGGACGGAGAGAUAAAUGUGUUUGCUAGGGUUAGCAAGUCGAUUGUUGACACGUUAGCUAAACAUUGGACAACUACUAGGGGUGCAGAGAUUUUGGCUCUAUCUGUUGUAUCUACACAGCUUUUGGAUAAGCAGCAGAAGCAUAAAAAGUUUUUACAGUUUCUUGCUCUGUCUAAAUGCCAUGAAGAAUUGUCUGCUCGACAGAGAAAAUCGUUGCAGAUCAUAAUGGAGCAUGGUGAAAAGCUUGCUGCUAUGAUUCAACUCCGAGAGCUUCAGAACCUGAUUAGGCAGCAGACGUCAGCUAACUCACAAAACAAUCUUUCCGGUUCUAUUUGGGACCUGAUUCAGCUAGUCGGCGAAAAAGCCCGUCAAAACACCGUUCUUUUAAUGGACAGAGAUAAUGCAGAAGUGUUCUACAGUAAAGUAUCCGAACUUGAAGAAGUAUUUCAUUGCUUGGAGAGAAAGUUAACUCUCAUAAUCAGUGAAGAGAUGCCGUUAAAAUUUCAACUUCAAAGAGCAUGUGAACUGUCCAGCAUGUGUGUAACGUUACUAAACACGUCAAUGAACUACAAGGAUGAGAAUCACAUGUGGUACCCCUCACCGGAAGGAUUAACGCCGUGGUAUUGUCAGACUGUGGUAAGGAGCGGGAUGUGGACUCUUGCGUCUUUCAUGCUUCAUUUGUUGACCGAAAUGGACCACCUUGAUACGUCUUCAAAACUUGAGUUUCAUUCUCGGUUCGAAGUUUUGGUUAAAGUAUUACUUGAAGCGUACUCUGGUGCUGUUAGAGCUAAAGUUGAACGUGAAGAAGAACACGGUGGUUUAUUAGAAGAAUAUUGGAAUAGAAGAGACACACUUCUUGAUUCACUUUAUCAGCAAGUGAAGAGUUUCAAUCAGGGUUCAAGUGAAGUGGUGGAAGAGCAAAACAAAGAAAUCGCUCUAAAACUUUCAUCUAAUUUGCUGGCUAUCGCAAAACGACAUGAAGGAUACCGAACGCUUUGGAAUUUGUGCUUUGACCACAAUGAUUUGGAACUACUCCGAAGUCUAAUGCAUGACAGCAUGGGUCCAAAAGGAGGUUUUAGCAACUUCGUGUUCAAACAAAUGUACAACAACAAACAAUUCUCUAAACUUAUGAGACUCGGUGAGGAGUUUCCAGAAGAGCUCGCAAUAUUUCUGAAGGAGCAUCCAGAUCUCCUCUGGCUUCAUGAGAUAUUCCUGCAUCAGUCUUCAUUGGCUUCCGACACUCUUCACGUUUUGGCACUUUCUGAUGGUGAUAGUUCAAUCUCUGAAGUUGUGGACCCCACAUCUUAUGAGGCCAAAACCGAACUGACAUUGGCUGACAGAAGGCGGCUUUUAAACCUCUCGAAGAUUGCUGCUGUGGCAGGAAAAAAUCCUGAUUCUGAUACCAAGUUGAAGCGCAUCGAAGCUGACUUAAGAAUUCUGAAGUUGCAGCAAGAAAUUUUGAAACUGGUUCCCGAAAACGAAGAAACACAAGAGCUAGCACAGAAGCUUCUUCCACCAGCCGAGCUGAUUCAACUAUGCCUCAAUAUUCAAAACAAGCAACUGGCAUUGUACGCAUUCGACGUGUUUGCAUGGACCAGUCUCUCCUUCCUGAGGUGCAACACAAGUCUUCUAGAAGAAUGCUGGAAGAACGCCGCCAAUCAAGACGACUGGGAAGCCAUAAACCAGACAACCGUGGCUAAGGGCUUGACCGAUGAGGAAAUCUUGGAGGUUCUUAAAGAAACUGCUCUUUUUCAAGCUUCACGCAGGUGUUACGGACCCGAAGCUGAAACUUAUGAAGGCGGGUUUGAACAGGUGCUUCCGUUAAGGCAGGAAAGUUCGGAGAUUUCGUCAGUAGAAGGUAUCUUGAUGCAGCAUAGAAGUUUUCCUGAUGCUGAUAAGUUGAUGGUGACUGCGAUCAUGUUUGGAAGUGUCGCAACUGAUGCCUCGUUGGAAGAUGGUCCUUCGCCUAUGGAGUGAAGGGAUGAGUAUUCUAGUUGCGUGUUAGUUUUUUGUGAUGAUGAUGACUUGCACCAUAUGAUUGAUUGGUCAGCUUUUGGUCCCUAAUAUUUUGAUGGGUUUUUGUCGAUUUAUAAGUUGUAUUGCAUUAAGAACAAGUUAUCGUUGCACAAAAAGGCUUGAUGUCAAAACCACUUAUGUAUGUAGGGUUUUAUGAUUAGUAGCCCCUUUUGAAAAUCAAAUACAUAUGGAUCGAGUUGAACUAGUUUUACACUGGUUGUGGUGUUUUAAAA